Phaedon cochleariae (mustard beetle) is the source of this 402-nucleotide messenger RNA. NCBI's taxonomy places the organism in Eukaryota, Metazoa, Arthropoda, Insecta, Coleoptera, Chrysomelidae. The record is from the annotation of a GenBank genome assembly.
AUGGCGGCGCUGACCACCUUGUAUUUGGGCACAGCAGCAAAUCUUCGGAAAGAAGUUAUUAGAAACAAGAUUCGAGCCAUCGGGAAGAUGGCCAGAGUAUUUUCUGUAUUGAGAGAGGAAAGCGAGUCUGUCUUACAACUCAAAGGACUCACCCCAACGGGAGCAUUGCCUAUGGGUGCUUUAUCUGGAGGAAAAACGGGUCUCAAAAAUGCGCUGCAAGGCUUCUCCCCCAACCACAAGAUCACCAGCUUCGCCGAGGCCAAGGGACUCGACGCCGUCAACGAGCGCAUGCCGCCGCGCAAGGACGCUCCCCCCUCCCCCUCCGUGGAGGAGAAGCCGGCGUCCGCUGCGCCGGCCACUGCGCAGGACCACAACCACACGCAGGCCAACGCGCACUCGUGA